Messenger RNA from Cajanus cajan (pigeon pea), 1151 nucleotides. NCBI's taxonomy places the organism in Eukaryota, Viridiplantae, Streptophyta, Magnoliopsida, Fabales, Fabaceae. The record is from RefSeq and is a predicted model, not a curated record.
CUGAAUGUGAUAGUAGAUAGUGCCUUGAAAUGAUUUUACCCUCUUAUCCUUUUCAGUUUUCGUGUGACUCAAUAAUCAAUACUCUGUUCUACAAGUUCAAGUGCCCAACUUUGCUUAGGCAUUGGAUUUCAGGGAUUCAAAGCGAAAAUGCUUCCUCAGCGCAUGAAGAAAGCAAUCACUGAUAACCCUAAGAAGCUUGCCAACUUGAUUGACCUCAUCAACCUUCCAUCCACGCUCAGAGAAUUCGUGGGUCAGUCUCAGAUUUCUCGCUUGGGCUGUUUCAAGUGCGUUUGGUCCUACAUCAAAACCAAUAAUCUUCAGGUUCCCCGUUGUUUUUUUGUAUAUAAAAAAAUGUUUUUUUUGCUUGUUUGUUUAAGUUACAUUCAAUUUUAUCUUGUUACGAUGUUGGAUUUUGCCAUGCUUUUGAAAUUUUGCAAAAUUUAUGUCAAGGUUACUUGUAAUGACAGAAUGAUAUGAAUUGUUUGUUACUUUGUUUAGUGUUUAUUGAAGAGGGAGCGUAAGAUGUGAGUUUUGAGCCAAGUGUUUUUCUAAACCAUUCAAGGGGUUUUGGUUUGUGACCUUGUAUUGGAUCAGAUUAAGUACUGUGUUCUCUCCUUUGUGGAGAGUAGUAGUGAUGCAAUAAGGUAGGAAGUAGAAAUAGUGAAUGAUUGGAAUGGAACCCUUACACGGUAGUUGAGCAAUUCAAUAUUGAUAUACCAAGGCUAUUUUUUAACAUGUAACGGUAAAUGGAAUGGAUUGGAAUAAAUUAUGGUUCUAUUGGUUGGAUAUUUUUACAAUGAAAUGGGAAAAAAAAAAAGGUGGUAAUCUAUGUCCCCCAAAUUGAAAGGGAAGAGAAGGGUAUUUGAUUGAAUGGAACGGAAUGUAUUCUUUUAUGUUCCAUUCGAUUUCAUCCUAUUUUAAACAUGCAAUUCGUAAACAAUGGAACCUAGUAUUAUUUCAUUUCGCUUUUUACUCCAUUUCAUUAUUUUCCAUUAAUUUAAACAGUAAACAUAGACCUAUAGUUGAUCUUUAGGUGUUAAUUUGGCUAAGAUAUGCUCCCUUGCAGUUCUAAUGAUAUAGUACAACUUAGGAAAAUGUUGUGCACUUGUUGUAUGCAUGGGUUGAGGUAAGACAAAAAAUGACUAGUUUGU